Molecule: messenger RNA, 168 nt
Organism: Podarcis lilfordi (Lilford's wall lizard)
Lineage: Eukaryota; Metazoa; Chordata; Lepidosauria; Squamata; Lacertidae
Source: the annotation of a GenBank genome assembly
CGCGCGCAGGCUCGGCAUGCCGGCAGCUCUCCGCAAGCAGCGGCAGCGCUGCCGCUGCUCGCGGAGAGGUCCGCGAAGCCUGGGCGCGCUGAUCUCAGCGCGCGCAGGCUGCGGCAUGCCGGCAGCUCUCCGCAAGCAGCGGCAGCGCUGCCGCUGCUCGCGGAGAGA